Messenger RNA from Closterium sp. NIES-65, 5418 nucleotides. The record is from the annotation of a GenBank genome assembly. Lineage: Eukaryota; Viridiplantae; Streptophyta; Zygnematophyceae; Desmidiales; Closteriaceae.
AUGGCUACCCCCAGUGUCCUCACUUUUGACGCUGAGGACGGCCUCUCUCUCUUUGACCUUACCUCUAACGCUUCCCCUGCCCCUGCUGCUGAUGCUGACGCCACUGUUCGCUCCCAGUGGGCCACGCGCGACGCUGCUGCACGUCUUGCUGUGCGUCGCCACCUCCCUACCUCCGAGCGUGCGCACUUUAGUCAGUACAAGAGUGCUCAGACCUUGUACGACGCUGUAGUCGCGCGCUACUCCUCCCCUGCCACUGCUGCACUGAGCCGUCUCAUGCUACCGUACCUCUUCCCUGACCUUGCUGCCUUUCCCACCGUGGCUGACCUCAUUACGCACCUCCGCACUAGUGUCACUCGCUACCGCGCUGCACUCCCUGCUGACUUCUGCGCCAAAAACCCCCCCCCCAUGUACAUCACUCUGUACUUCCUAGUCACUCGCCUUCCUGACUCCCUUCGAGUAGUCAGGGACCACUUUCUCUCAGUCUGUCCCACCACACUCACUCUCAACCUCCUCGAGAAGGCCCUCUUAGCAGCGGAGAAGAGUAUAGUUGAUGUAGGAGCCUCUCGAGGUGACCCGCGCACCCCCAUCUUUGAGGGGCGUUCCCCCUCCCCCCUGCUGCCCUUUGUUGCCUCUGCUGCUACGGCCGACCUCCUUGGUCUUGAGUCGGUCGGUGCGGCGUCCACCCGUAGCGGGAGACGCCGCCCUAGCAAGGGCAAGGGGGUCAAGGGAGCUGGAGGAGCGGGCGGUGGAGGUGGAGGUGGAGGCGGUGGGGGGAGUGGGGGUGGUGGUGGGAGUGGAGGUGGGGGUGGGGGGGUCGGUGGCGGCAGUGGAGGCAGAGGCGGCGGCGGCGGUGGCGGUAGGAGCGGAGGUGGCGGAGGAGGCGGCGGUGGAGGCGGCGGCGGAGGCGGCGGCAGCAGCGAAGGCGGCGGAGGCGGCGGAGGCGGUGGGGGUGGCGGUAGGAGCGGAGGUGGCGGAGGAGGCGGCGGUGGAGGCGGCGGCGGAGGCGGCGGCAGCAGCGAAGGCGGCGGAGGCGGCGGAGGCGGUGGGGGUGGCGGUGGAGCUGGUUGCGGGUCUUCGCAGAGGAGUGGCUCCGGUGGUGGCUCGCGCCAGCAGCAGCAGCGCGGUCAUGAGACCUUGUCCCCUCAGCAGCUCCGUGAGUGGUACACUGCACGCCAGCGGGGUGGGGGUUUUGGUCCGUGCACCCACAUCCUGCGCACCGGCGACCGUGCGGGUGAGCAGUGUGAGGGCACGCACCCCACCCAGCGCUGCUUUGGCCGCGUGACGGACGCGUGGCGUCACCAGUUCCCAGAGGCCUCAGAGAUCCCUCGCUGGGGCGAGCUGUCUAGGGCGGGUGUUGCCAUCUUUGAUCUUGACUUUGAUGCUAUUCUCUCUGCCAUGUAUUCUGUGUCUACUAGUGAUGAGGGUGACUGUUACCGCUAUUUCCCGCCCGAUCCGGGCAUUGAGUCUGUUGCUCUAGGUACUGGUGCGGCUGCUGCCCUAGGUGCUUGCGACGUUACUGCUCUAGGUGCUAGUGUGUCUGCGUCCUCACGUACUGGUGAGUCUGCGCUCUCAGGUACUACGUUGGCUUCGGCCUCCCUCACCUUCACCCUUGACUCUAGGGCGUCUCGCUACUUCUUUUGGGACCGCACCACAUUCACGCCGCUCAAUCGGCCGGUUGCGGUGUCUUUGGCUGACCCCUCCGGGGGUCCUGUACUGUCUCGCUUCUCCACAGUCCUCCCGUGUCCAGCGGCUCCCUCUGGCACCCUGUCUGGUCUUUACCUCCCCUCGUUCGCGACAAACCUGGUGAGUGGUGCUGACCUACAGGAUGCAGGUGUCCACCAGUUCACUCCUGCGCGUCAGCGAGUGACACACUGCACAAAGGCUAGCACAGGCCGACACCUGGCUACGUUCACCCGUCAGCCGGGGUCGAGCCUGUACACUCUGACCACUGCGUCUCCUCCAAUUGCUAAGUCUGGUAAGGUAGCUGAGUCGGGUCAGGUGUUUGCUGCGGCGUCCAGGUCUGGUCCUGAGUCUGCCCCCUGUUCGUGUCGUCUCCUGUCUCACGAGACUCUCCUCUGGCACCACCGCCUUGGCCACCCCUCACUGCUUCGGCUCAGAGGCAUGGCCUCUCGUCUUCUUGUGUCUGGUCUCCCCUGGUCCCUCCCUCCCCUUCCUCAGGGCGGUGGCCCUACCUGUGUCCCCUGUGUCGAGGGGCGCCAGCGUGCUGCCCCUCACUCCUCCCAGUUUCCUCCGACAGACGCCCCGUUGCAGACGCUUCACAUCGACGUGUGGGGCCCAGCCCGCAUACGUGGACAGGGUCACGAGCGCUACUUCCUGCUCGUUGUUGACGACUACUCGCGUUACACCACAAUCUUCCCCUUGCGCAGCAAGGGUGAUGUCAGCGGAGAGUUCUCCUCUGGCCUUCUGCGAGCCUACUGUCGUGGACGAGGCAUCCGUCAGACCUUCACGCUUCCGGACUCACCGCAGCAAAAUGGGAUUGCUGAGCGCCGCAUUGGCAUGGUCAUGGACGUCGCUCGUACGUCUAUGAUGCAUGUGGCUGCCCCCCAUUUUCUGUGGCUGUUUGCGGUGAGGUACGCGGCGCAUCAGAUCAACCUCCACCCCAGAGUCUCCAGGCCGGAGACCUCCCCAGCCUUGCUGUGGACGGGGAAGGUUGGCGAUGCGUCAGUGUUCCGGGUCUGGGGAUCUCGGGCGUUUGUCCGCGACUUGUCUGCGGACAAGCUGUCCCCUCGUGCUGCUCCUUGCGUCUUCCUGGGGUUCCCCCCUGACGCGCCUGGGUGGCAAUUCUACCACCCCACCUCUCGACGUGUUCUGUCCUCCCAGGACGUCACGUUUGACGAGUCGGUCCCCUACUACCGCCUCUUCCCCUACCGCACUUCGUCCCUCCCCCCACCCCCACUCUUCCUUGUAUCAGGUCCCCCCCAGGUAGACUCCCUUCCCCCUCAGGGUCCUGCCCUUUCAGGUGUGUCCCAGGUAGACGCAGUCAAGCCUGUCGAGGUCACUGGUGACUCUGGUGCUGCAGGGGGUGCUGAGCCUGGGGGCGCUAGACCUAGGGGUUCGGAGUCUGGUGGUGCUGAGCCUCGGGGUGCUACGUCUUGGGGUGCUGAGCCUGGGGGUGCUGAGCCUGGGGGUGCUGUGUUUGGGGGUGCUGCGACUGGGGGUGCUGAGCCUGGGGGUGCUACGCCUGGGGGUGCUGAGCCUGGGGGUGCUGAGCCUGGCGGUGCUACGCCUGGGGGUGCUGAGCGUGGAGGUGCUCCGCCUCGAGGUUCUCCGGGUGCUUCUUCUCGCCGGGAGCCCCUCUCUCCACAAGAGCUGCGUGAGUGGUUUGCCCGGCGCUGGCGCCGUUCUGCUAGUGCUGGAGGUUCUUCGACUACUGAGGGUGUUGCGGUCGCGGUUCCCGGAGGUGCUCGUACUGGGAGUACUGGAGCUGCUGGGCCUACGGGUUCGACUGGAGCUGGUGCUGCUGAGGGUCGUCGUGAGCCUGCGUUUUGUCCUGCGUCACCUGUUCGUGCUGCUCACACUAGUGGUUGCGGUUCGCGCCAGCGUCCUCCUCCUGUCCCUGGCACGCACCGGAUGUCUCUGCGUCCGUCUACUGCUCCUCUGCGUGCCCCUUUGCCUUCCCCUUGUGAGUCCUCUCUUCCUGCUCUUGCGGACCCUGAGUCGGACUCUCUUCGUGCUGCUAGUCGUACUGUCACGCGUCUCCUUGCUACUGCCAUCACUGACCCUUCUUUCGAGUCUACUGCUGCGUCUGCUCUCGUUACUGAGCUCGUCGACUUUGCUGCUCGUUGUCGCUUAGACUACGCCACUAGUCUUGUCGCUGAGUCUGAGUCUGUCUGCUCUCCGUCCGUCGGGGGUGAGUGUGCUCUUGGCACGGACGUCCUUGAGGAUAGGCAGGAGGAGUUCCAGAGUCUGGCGGCUGCUUCACCUCAUCUCAUGUCCAAGGCAGCUAUGGAUGCAGAGAUGGCUUCCUGGAAGUCCACAGGCACCUACGUUGACGCUGUCCCCCCUCCUGGGGCGAACAUCGUCAGCGGCAUGUGGAUCUUCAGGGUGAAGCGGCCGCCGGGUUCUCCGCCUGUCUUCAAGGCGCGUUACGUGGCUCGUGGUUUCAGUCAGCGGCAGGGAGUUGACUACUUUCAGACCUUCUCCCCCACCCCGAAGAUGACCACUCUUCGGGUAUUACUGCACGUUGCUGCUCACCGUGACUACGAGCUGCACUCUCUCGACUUCAGCACAGCUUUCUUGCAGGGCAGCCUGCACGAGGAGAUCUGGCUGCGCCGCCCACCUGGCUUCAUUGGGUCUUUCCCUCCUCGUACCCCAUGGAGUCUCCGGCGUCCAGUCUACGGUCUCCGCCAGGCGCCACGAGAGUGGCACGACACACUGAAGACUACACUUGCGGCUCUUGGGUUUGCUCCUUCUACUGCCGACCCGUCGCUGUUUCUACGCACCGACACCUCUCUGCCGCCGUUCUACAUCCUCGUGUACGUCGACGGCUUGGUCUUUGCCACAGCUGAUUCUGCUAGACUCGCCUACGUGAAGUCCGAGCUGCAGAAGAGACACACGUGCACUGACCUGGGUGAACUGCGCAGCUACCUUGGCUUGCAGAUCACCCGGGACAGAGCACGCCGCACCAUUACCCUGACUCAGUCACACAUGGUGCAGCAGGUCCUUCAGCGCUUCGGCUUCACGUACUCCUCGCCUCAGGCCACUCCUCUGCCUACUCGCCACUCGCUCUCAGCUCUGCCUUCGGAUGAGUCCGUAGAGUCGAGUGGCCUUUAUCCAGAUCUUGUUGGCUGCCUCAUGUACCUGAUGACCUGCACACGACCUGACCUUGCAUACCCUCUUAGCAUUCUCGCACGCUAUGUUGCUCCUGGGAGACACCGACCAGAGCAGAUGGCUGCAGCGAAGAGGGUGUUGCGCUACUUGUGCAGUACGUUGGGCAUGGGGCUUGUGCUUAGAGGGUGGAGUCCAGUGGUCCUCACUGGACACGCGGACGCUUCUUGGGCUGACGACCAGGCUACGCAGCGGUCGUCACAGGGUUACACCUUCAGCCUUGGUUUCGGUUAUGUUUCGUGGCGGGCUACUCGCUCGUCUUCUGUUAUCGGCUCCAGUUGUGAGGCUGAGAUCUACGCCGGGGCCAUGGCUGCACAGGAGCUUUGCUGGCUCACCUACCUGCUGAUCGACCUUGGAGAGCCGCCUCGUUCUCCUCCAGUCCUGUACGUAGACAACAAGGCCAUGCUGGUCUUGUGUCGAGAGCAGCGAGUGGAGCACAGAACAAAGGACAUUGCUCUCCGCUACUUCCUUGCUCGUGAGCUACAGCAGCGUGGACAGUUGCGGCUUGCGUACGUGGCCUCUGAGGCCAACACUGCUGAUGUCUUCACCAAAAGCACUUGCGCCUUGUGA